UGCUUCACGAAAGAGCGAUCGAGGAUUGAGAUUGUUCUGUUGAUUUUAAUGAUGGGUUAUGCUGUGCAAAGGUUUGUAAGUUACAUAGAUCCGAAUUUAAUCUGUGGCAUUUGUGCAAACGUUUUACAAGACGCUGUUAUAACGCCGUGCGGUCAUAGUUUUUGUCAACAGUGUUUAGAAACGUGGCUGGAUAGCUCAGAAACGGAUACUUGUCCAACUUGUCGUGCGACAACGCUAGUUUUUGACCUUAUUCCUGUGUUGGCCAUUCGCGGAAUAGUUGGAAACCUUCACACGAGUUGCGACAACGUCGAAAAUGGUUGUAAAAUGGUCAUGAGAUUGGAGAGCGUCGCGAGUCAUUCGCGUGAAUGCGAAUUCGCGUUAGUGAAAUGUCACGGUUGUGGCGAACAAGUAAAAAGGUUCCAAGUGCCCGAACAUCACGAGAACUGUAAAAGUGUCAAGAAUCUGGCGAAAGGGGACAAGAAAUCGCGGAUUUCUAUGGUGGAAGAACUCACAAAGACCGUGGCGUCGUUGGAAGCGGAUUUAAAGCGGACAAAAAAGGCAUUAAAAAUCUCUCAAGAUGAAGUUCGAACUGUUGAACGGGAGUUACGUGAAAUGAGAAAUGAAUUCAACUUACGAGAGGGCGAACAGGGUGCGUUUGAUUCGGACUGGGACCCAGAUUAUAAUUACGGCUACUCUCCUCAGAGUAUAUCAUUAUUAGCUCGAUUAAUCUCAAGGCAUUUGCUAGAAAAGCCGUUUUAUGUUGAUAGAAAUCGUAUCUUCACUGCUACGAAACGUUGCUAUGAUUUUUACUAUAACUACCCAGGUUAUACACAAGACGUGCAUAUGCUGGUAGCGACUUGUUUUGCGUCCAAUUGGUUUAGCGAACAACAGAGGAAACAUUUUGAUCGCUGGCUGGGGAAUGUCGUGAGACCUCGAUGCGAACGUUGAAGUGGAUGAUAAUUCCACAUUAUCAAAACAGAAGCUAAUAUCGUUUUAAGUGGGCAGAAAUCACGGCGUUUCUUUGUCUCAUCGCACCGGAAAGAUAUAAAUUACUUGUUAAUAGCCAUUGUUAUGGUAAUUUAGUUUCAGCGAAUUAACAUCUAUAUCAAAUUGGGAUAUGACAAGCUACAAAUAAAUUUAAUUGUAUAUAUAACUCGUAGUCAUACAUAGCAUGAAUUAUACAACUUUAGAUUUCUUCUGUACACUGUCUCUAAUUAUUCAUAAUUGCGCGAAGCAACACAAUAUUCUUGACACUGACUGAUGUUGUUCC
This is a messenger RNA of Paramuricea clavata, 1270 nucleotides long. Lineage: Eukaryota; Metazoa; Cnidaria; Anthozoa; Malacalcyonacea; Plexauridae. The record is from the annotation of a GenBank genome assembly.